AGGUAUUACGAUCCGCCCUUCCGCUAUCUUCCGCCAACGGCAUCGCGCCGUACCUUUUCAGCGAUUGCGUGAGGCUUACGUAGCGGCGUAUGGUAGAGCAGCGUUAGCGCAGGUAUAUUGUGAGCUAUAGAUUGUCAGUUGGUGAUUAUGAGUUUUGGUGAGAUGUUAUGUUUUCGGUUUUAUGAUAAAAAGUCCCUUUUUAUCCUUGUCUCGCUCCCGUUUCCGGUAGAUCGGCACUAGAGAGUCUCCCACGCAGAGAGGAGGACUCUCAGAUGGUAGCAGUCUAAGAUCCGUGGUUACCUGUUUUCUGAGUUACUUUUCAGAUCUAUCGGACAGCACCGUUUUCCCGUUUGCCAUCAGGAGGACGCGGAAACUCGGCGCACACCCUACACCCCGUAUCCCGUAGAGCCAGCAUUGGACUACAGGGAUAGCAGCGUAUCAGCGUGCCCAGCGACUUCGCGGUGGAGAUUUGGACUUGCUUCUGGAUCUCUUCGUCUGUGCACCUUCUCAAGCGUUUCCUGCGUAGAAGUUUCGGAUCCUAAGGAUCGUCAGGCUCAUUCUCGUUCGGAAAAGGAAUAUCGCGUAAGAACAUGGCGUUCUCCGGCUUAUACAAUCCCGACAGCUGUUUUCCUUGCAAGAUCAACUUAAACAACCGCGUAUGUGUCGGCUGCCUUAUGAAAGGACGAGCGGAAAUCGAAGAUCGCGUCUACGCGUUGUACUCGGAGGCAGUAUGCGGAAACUCAGAGGCUUUACUCGGCUUGAAGCAUAUGGGUCUGUGGAAUUAUGCGAUGAAUAACCAGCAAUACCACCGCGGGAUCGCUCAGGCUAUUCAGCAUUUCAAGGCGAAAAACGAACCCGGCUGGCAAAUGGUUGAAGCGAUCGCGAUUCCGUCUAUCCAGUCAACUCCAUCUACCGCGAAUAAAGCGCUUCUUCCUCAUCCGCCUAAUGAAUUACGCCGCGCACAGUUGAAGUACGCUGACGAAACCGAAGAGAACAUCAGCGACUGGAAAUCUGUCCCGCUUAAGCCGUCGUUCCAGAAAGCUUCUUCUGACGACUGGACGCGAAAUGCAGAUCGCCCAUUGGGAACAAACAUGGCUAACCACAGUCAAAGCGAUGACCAGCGUCAGCGAGGCGAUCAGCGCCAGUUCACCGAAUAUCGCCAGCCUACAGAUCAGCGUGCAGAUCGGCGUUCAGAACAGCGAACUACUCAGCAGAAUACGCGCACUGGACAGUCUUCCGCUACCAGAUGGGAGCCAUUCCCUCAGCGUAUGAACGCUAUGGACCAGGCUGAAAGGAUUUUUAAGCAUCUCGGCUUAUCCAAUGCAGCUAAGACGCAUGGAAGUCUAGCGAUCACCUGUGAAAUGUUCGUUAACCGCUUAUACGCGGAUGAAGUUAAUAUGGAGAAAGCGAUGCAGGAUGUGAAUUAUUACACGGAUAAGCCUAAACCUGAAGACACACAGCUGAUGUAUAACGCUUUUCGCGCGAAUGGUAUGGAAUCAGCUCUCAGCUUGGAUACAUUCUCCAACAAAAUUAACACCAUCGACUAUGAACGGCUGAGCCAGUUUAAGUAUUUCGGCAAAACUUCCCAUUUGGCGCACCUUUUCCAGUUUAUCUCCGCGAAAGCUAAUCCAGCUCUGAUGUUGUAUGCCGCGAAAUGUACCGUGCAUCUGAUGGACAUCUACCGCGAUUUGAAGGCUCGCCGAAAGGCUAAUUUUAAUGACCCAGCGAUUAAGGCUCAGUACGAUGAAUUGUUUCGCUUGAUGUUUGCCGCCAUGUGUGGACAUGCUUACAGCCAUUCCCAGUUGGAAAAGCGAAUGAAAAUGAAAGAAAAUGCUGACCAUCCGCUGAAGACAGUAAUUACCGCGCUUGGACCGCUCACCAAUGAGCAACUGCAGCUUGAAAUGUUGGAAAGUGCACGCGCACGCGGAAUGGCAAAUAAGGCUACAAAAGGCUUAGCGACCUUGGUUGAAAAGCCCCAGGACGCUUAUCAGUACUGGACUUCAAUCCUGCGACAGCGUAUGGAGACUAAGGCUUCCAAGAUCACUCUUGGCAAACGCUCCCUGACGUCUCCGGAAGGCUCAUCCGGAUCCCCACAUUUGCCACCAGGCGAACCGCUGGUUAAGCGUAUGUACGUGUCUACGGAUGAAGCAGCUAAUGAAGCGACACUGGUGGAUAAGCUGGGUAAUUUGAAUUUUACCGCUUCCCAUAUGCGUGAUAUCGAAAAUGGAGGCGAAACUGAUCAGAAAGCUGAAGGCGAAAAACUGGCUACAGAUAUCAAAACGGAAGGCGAUAAAACUCCGAACGCUUUAAACGCUGAUAUCACUGAUGAUGAGACGAGCGAGAAGGAUAAAUCGGAUUAAAGGCGAAAAUUCAUGGGAUUAAGGACGAAUUCAUGUGGAUCAUCCUUGGAAUGGAUUAACCUUCAUUUUCCUGUUUUGCUCACCCGGAAUGACCAAAGUAACAUGUGAUGUUUUUGUUUAACUAAC
Messenger RNA from Paramacrobiotus metropolitanus, 2486 nucleotides. RefSeq lists its product as uncharacterized. NCBI's taxonomy places the organism in Eukaryota, Metazoa, Tardigrada, Eutardigrada, Parachela, Macrobiotidae. The transcript has 3 exons. The record is from RefSeq and is a predicted model, not a curated record. Bases 591 to 2360 code for a protein of 589 amino acids.